AGGUAACUUAUUCGAAUAGUGAACACGCGUUUGACAGUGUCAUCAUCAUGUUCAAGUCAUGCAAGAAAGCAGCCCCGUUGUUCUUGGCUAUUUUGGGACUCGCAGCAGCGUCAGCGCAAUACGGAGAGCCGCAACCUCAGCAACAGUAUCAGCAACCGCAGCAGCAAUACCAAGUAGCUCAGCCAGUGUACCAGGUCCCUCAGCAGCAGAAUACAUACGAAGUACCACAACAGGCUCAAAGACCAUAUCCUGCACAACAACAACAACAGCAACAACCACAAUAUCAACAGGCUGCCAAGUAUGAAGAGCCCACGCAUCCCGCCAAAUACCAAUUUCAUUGGCAAGUGAAAGACGACCCCUCGUACAACAACUAUUACCACAACGAAGCUCGAGACGGCGAAGACACUCGAGGCGAAUACGGGGUUCUUUUGCCCGACGGACGAUUCCAAACCGUGAAAUACGUCGUGGACAAAUGGGGCUACAAAGCCGAUGUUCAGUAUCAAGGAGAAGCGAAAUAUGACCAACCCAAGAAAAAUAGUGGCUACGGACAGCAACAGAAUUCCUACAGCCAACAACAACAAGGUGGGUAUGGACAACAGCAGCAACAACAGGGUUAUGCUCAACCUCAACAAGGAGGUUAUGGACAGCAGCAGCAAAAUAAUUACGGCCAACAGCAAACCAGAUAUGGACAACAACAGCAAACCGGAUAUGGACAACAACAGCAAACAGGAUACGAACAGCAGGCAAAGCCGACUUAUCCCCAACAGCAGCAAAGCAACUAUGGACAACGAACCUACAAAUGAGACUCACGUACAGUACAGUAAAACAAAGAUCACACUGCUGUAUAAUCAAUGGAUGAGAAUUUUUUUGUAAACCGUUAGGCAAUGCAUCACCUGUGAGUUAUGUUAGUCAUCUGGCUCUAGAAUCAUUUGUCCGAGUCGUAUUGUUGGCGUGAAGAAAAAACAUAUUUUUGGGAGGGCAACGAAAAACUAUGAAGAGAAUUUGGUGCUUUGUUGGAAUAGAAUGUAGACAGACGUCUUUGAAGAGGUUUUGAGAAGCAGCUGCUGUAGAUAUUGUCGGGAUCCGUUUCCAUUGUUGUUGUUCAAUGUGCUUUGAUGAGUAUUUUUGCACGUUUGCAGAGUCAUAAAUGUGUCUGGGAAA
Molecule: messenger RNA, 1161 nt
Organism: Notodromas monacha
Lineage: Eukaryota; Metazoa; Arthropoda; Ostracoda; Podocopida; Cyprididae
Source: the annotation of a GenBank genome assembly